Messenger RNA from Beta vulgaris subsp. vulgaris (sugar beet), 2152 nucleotides. RefSeq names its product wall-associated receptor kinase-like 20. NCBI's taxonomy places the organism in Eukaryota, Viridiplantae, Streptophyta, Magnoliopsida, Caryophyllales, Amaranthaceae. Gene Ontology annotation, molecular function: ATP binding; polysaccharide binding; protein kinase activity. The record is from RefSeq and is a predicted model, not a curated record. The transcript has 3 exons. Bases 54 to 1979 code for a protein of 641 amino acids. Gene Ontology annotation, biological process: protein phosphorylation.
UACAUGCUACCCAUUUCAUUUUUCUAUCACACAUUAUCACCCAUUAGGCUACUAUGCCAAAUCUCUCCCCCAAAAUGCUCCUCCAACUCCGCCUCCUCCUCACGGCGGCGACACUAAUCGCCGCCAUAACAUCCACCACAUCGACCCGCGAAUGCCCGCCAUGCGGCACCACACGUGUACCAUACCCACUAAGCACAUCCCCCACGUGUGGUGACCAAGACUACACAAUCCAAUGCAACAACAACACUAACACACUUUUAUUCCCUACAUCAAACAACACUUAUACCAUCACAUCCAUCACACCACAAAAUCAACGGUUAGUAAUUGAGCCCUCACCUUUCUUACCCAACACAUGCGUCACAUCAGAUAUUUCCACCCAAGGUGUCCAACUUAACCAAACGGCACCGUUUAACGUCACGGGUGACAACACAAUCAUGUUCCUUAAUUGCUCCCGAACUCUCUUGCGGUCCCCACUUAACUGCUCCUCCAACAGCCUUUGUCACGUGUAUAUUAAUUCUACACGUGACGCGUCCGCGUGCGCGACCACACCUAUUUGUUGUACUUUUCAAGCUGGAGGUGGAGCGACGUCGUAUUCUAUCCGGGUCAGAGAAGGAGGUUGUCAGGGUUAUAGAAGCUUUGUGGGCUUGGACCCCAAUAGGCCCGUGGGCCAGUGGGGUCGGCCCGGGUUAAUGAUCCAGUGGAGGCUUCCUCAGGAACCUGUUUGUGGAACUCAGGCUGAUUGUACCGUUGAUGAAGGGAAUUCCACGUGUAGGGCUGAUCCUAACUCUGUUGGAAUUAGUAGGUGUUUUUGUAAUUCUGGCCUUCAUUGGGAUGGAAUCAAUGGAAUUUGUGCUCAUAAUAAUGUUUGUGAAGAUGAAGGGGGGUGUGACAAUUCAAAUAAAGCUGCCUUAAUAGCAGGUUUAGUAUCAGGACUAGGAGGUGCACUGGUCGUUGGUACCAUAGCUGUACUAUAUUACCAACGCCAGCGCAAGAUCAAAGAAGCCUUAGAGCGGAUAAAGAAAGAGCGAGAAGAGAUCCUAAACUCCGGAGGAGGAAGAACUGCUAAGAUCUUUAACGGCAAAGAGAUCAAAAAAGCCACCAACAACUUCUCUCGUGACCGCCUCUUAGGCUCUGGUGGUUAUGGUGAUGUCUUCAAAGGUACUCUAUAUGACGGUACACUUACUGCUGUCAAGUGUGCGAAAGUUGGAAACGCGAAAGGAACUGAUCAAAUCUUGAAUGAAGUCCGAAUCCUAUGCCAAGUUAAUCAUAAGAGUCUUGUUCGUUUGCUUGGUUGUUGUGUUGAGCUCGAGCAACCUAUAAUGGUUUACGAGUUUAUUCCUAAUGGUACCCUUUAUGAGCAUUUGCACGGUUUUGUACACAAAGGGUAUAGCCGCCUUUCUUGGUCUCAUCGUUUAAGCAUUGCAUAUCAUACUGCACAAGCACUUGCGUAUCUUCACUUCUCUGCUAGUCCUCCGAUUUAUCAUAGAGAUGUCAAGUCAUCCAACAUUUUACUAGACGAGAAGUUGCAUGCUAAGGUCUCAGAUUUUGGGUUAUCAAGGUUGGCUGAGACGGAUAUGAGCCACAUCUCAACCUGUGCACAAGGUACACUCGGGUAUCUCGAUCCUGAGUAUUAUAGGAACUAUCAGUUGACAGAUAAGAGUGAUGUUUAUAGUUUUGGAGUCGUGCUGUUGGAGCUUCUAACAUCACAAAGGGCCAUCGAUUUCAAUCGAGAAGCAGAUGAUGUAAACUUGGCCGUGUAUAUUAAGAGGCUGGUAGAUGAAGAGAGGAUGUUGGAUGGUGUAGAUCCUCUAUUGAAGCAAGGAGCUAGUACCUUGGAGAUAGACACGAUGAAGGCUUUGGGAUUUCUUGCUGUUGGAUGUUUGGAGGAGCGCAGACAAAAUCGGCCUUCAAUGAAAGAAGUUGCAGAAGAAAUUGAGUAUAUAAUUAGCAUUGCAGAAGCAAAGAAUGUGGAAGACUAGUUCCACUUUCAUAGCCUAACAGAGAUAUAUAUCUAUAUAGCUUCAGAUACUGCGUGUGUGUUUGUUUGUUUGUUUGUUCGUUCGUUCAAUAGCUUGGUCAUUUUUAAGGGUCUUCAGUAGCUUGUAGGGUGUAAUUGUGAAAUGGAAUGCACAUCUUUUUUCCUGGUUCUUAA